AUGCGACAGAAGACCUUCAGUCCUCUUUCGCCAUCCCAUUCCCCCACUGCUCCCAGCCAAAGCAACCAGACAUCUGUUGGAGAUGACAACUUCUCCGGGGCCUCCUUUCACGAGCUGGACCCGUUGGCUCCAGAUGAUUUGCCAGAGACCCUAGGCAAAGAUCUUUCCUUUCUUCUCCGACCAAACAUCUAUCACCCCCUCUCUCAUAUUGACAUUCCUUCUCCAUUACGCUCCGAAUUCAUUGUCCUCGACCCCGGUGAGCCUCUAGAAUCAUCACUUGGCCUCCUCGAGAAAUUGCUGGCCCAGGGUCGUUUCCUCGUCGCGGCGCACUUCUCCGGCUCAAUACUUACCUCCUCCCUCAUAUCUCCCACGAACACAAAGAUUAUAUUCGCUUUGUUCUAUACUCGUCUUGCCUGUCUGGAGCUAUCUGGAAACACAGUCCUUGCAGCCCAAGAAUCCAAAGCUUUAGAGGAUCUCAACUCUGCAUUUUACUACAUUGAUUCCAGUUUGGAGGCAUCUGAAGCCGAAAAGGAGCAAAACAUCCCCAACGAGCACUUCGCUCGCCACAUUGUCCCCUGGCCCCUUCGUGUUUUGGCUGUACGGCUGCAGAGCAUAGGAUUCGGCGAUUCCCGCAGGAGUAUCGGUGGUUUGUAUGAGAUUGGCUUAGAAGCACGAAGAGAGAUCAUGAAGAAAGAAACCGGCGAGGCUGUGCGGAGCCUGUGGAGAGAAAGGUUAGCGGACCUUGGGGUAAGGACCGUGAAUGCGUUGGUAGAGAUGGGUGACCUAGACGCUGCCAAAAGAUCGCUCGAUGGUCUCAGAUCAUCCGAGGCAGACACAGAAAUCAUGAAGUUCAGACAGGCACUCUUAUUCAUGCGAAUCGGUGAUCUUGACGCCGCGGGGAAGGUUUUCGAGAAUGCCCGUGAAUCGCAAUGGGCGACUUUGUUGCAACCACUGCUCAGCAUGUCAGAGGGCCGCUACAGAGAUGCUGUCAUCGAGUGGCGAGCACUUCAUGAAGAUAAGCAAAGAUCAGAUGAGGCUCUUGUGGCACAGAACCUGGCUGUGUGCCUUCUUUAUACCGGCCAGCUUGACGAGGCAUGCACGCUCCUAGAGUCUCAGGUCUCGGCCAAUCAUUCAUUUUCAAGCCUCAUCUUCAACCUAUCCACCGUGUACGAGCUCUGUUCUGACAAUGCUGGUCAGUUGAAGGGACAGUUAGCAACUACCAUCUCCAAACAUCCCAUGUCUGGGCAGACAAAUUUGGAUCGGCCCAACGCGGAUUUUAAGUUAUGA
Messenger RNA from Penicillium macrosclerotiorum, 1287 nucleotides. RefSeq lists its product as uncharacterized. The coding region runs from base 1 to 1287 and encodes 428 amino acids. The record is from RefSeq and is a predicted model, not a curated record. The transcript is spliced from 3 exons. Gene Ontology annotation, cellular component: Golgi apparatus; TRAPP complex. Gene Ontology annotation, molecular function: protein binding. NCBI's taxonomy places the organism in Eukaryota, Fungi, Ascomycota, Eurotiomycetes, Eurotiales, Aspergillaceae.